CGAACUAACAAACUCAUUUCUUGAUUUCCCGCCCUUAUAACUCUCAGCCUUUCCAGAGUUUUUUAAGUCCUCUGCUUCAAACCCACACUAAACAAACAGAUUCUCUUUCUAAUUCUCACAUCGCUGAAACACAGAAGAAAGAAACAAUCCAAGAAACACAUCGUCCCUUGAAACCAAGCUAAGCUAGUCUCCAAUGGCGGCCUCGUCUCUCUUGAUCCUUCUCAUCACUCUCCUUUCGCUCUCUGCUUCUCCGGCUCUUGCUACCUCCGUAACCCUCUUGAAAGCAGCCAAGGUCCUCUCCAACUCUGGCUUCCUUUCCAUGGCUCUAAAGCUUCAACUCGUCUCCCAUUCCCUCGAAUUCGAAUCUCCCACCGCCACCAUUUUCGCUCCUCCAGACCUCGCCUUCAUUCGCUUGGGGCAACCCUCUCUCCCUCUUCUUCUCUACCACGUCUCCCCAAGAAGACUCUCCCUCAACACCCUCAAGUAUCUUCGUCCCAACACCAAAAUCCCAACUCUGCUCCCCAAUUACACCUUGACCCUCACUGGGUCUCCAAAUUUCCAAGGCUAUUUGUCCAUCAACAACCUCACGAUUGAUCCAAACGCUGUUUUGGAUGAUGGGUCGGUCGUCAUUUACGGAAUUGAUGAGUUCUUCAAUUCGUCGUUCUUGGUCGAUGCCUCUUCAACACCGGCUCCUCCAUUGAUGAGCUCUGUUUCAGGUGCUCAAUCACCAAGCCCUGGUCCCAGUGCUAAUGAAGUUACGGAGUUCGAAUCGCGCCGGCCUGGUCCUGAAUCUUUCCGUUUCGUUGCGGAUUUGCUGAGGUCUAAAGGGUAUUCAAUCAUGGCCGCAUUUCUUGAUGCGCAGCUGGUGUCGUUCAAAAGGAAGACCAGGCUGACAAUCUUCGCUCCGGUCGAUGAGGCCAUUGAAGAUUACCAGAGGAACACCACCGAUUACUCGUUGAUCUUCCGUCAGCAUGUCGUUCCAAGAAUGCUUUUGUGGCAAGAUUUGGUGGGGCUUGAUGAUGGGACCAUGCUGCCAACUUUUGAAGAAGGGUUCAUGAUCAAUGUGAUCAAGUUUGGUGAAGUUCCGGCGCUUAAUGAAGUUGCUGUGGUGUCUGAAGAUAUGUAUCAGAAUCGGUGGCUUGUUGUGCAUGGCCUCAAUCGGUUACUGACAUCGCAGGAGCCUAAGCAACAAGACCCAGUUGAUGACAUUUACACUAAUGCAUAUGUUGCUCAGAGCGUGCCUCAUCAUGAUUAUGGUGACUUUCACUGAGGCAUCAAUCUUUGCCGUCCCUUUUCUUGAUCACAACAAGUUGUCUCUGUUUUCACAUCAAGAUUUUGGGCAGAUAGUUUUCACCUCAGAGGCCAUGAAGAAACCCUGGUUAAUUACCUUCUCUGAUCGAUGUAUGUUUUCAUUUCAUAACCCACUUGUGAUAGAUGUAAUUGUUAGA
Molecule: messenger RNA, 1448 nt
Organism: Prunus avium (sweet cherry)
Lineage: Eukaryota; Viridiplantae; Streptophyta; Magnoliopsida; Rosales; Rosaceae
Gene: FLA20
Product: putative fasciclin-like arabinogalactan protein 20
Source: RefSeq, a predicted model, not a curated record